AUGGAUCAUGAAAUUAUGCACGCUAGCUCUAAGAGCUCUCGCGUCGAGGCUGGUGGCAUGCCUCCCUUAACGCAAGUUCCAACUUCAGUAACGCUGUCGGCCGAGCAAUUUGAAAAGCUCUAUUUGAGUCCUAUGAUGCAUCGCCAACCGACACUUGCCAAAAACCUGGGCAACCCCACUCCAUUGGGAAUUGGAGCUUUUGUCCUCACAGCUACACCACUCUCAUGCUGUCUCAUGGGAUGGAGGGGUGCUGGUGGUGGUGGAGCAGCCUUUACGGGAGUUUUGAUUCUACUGGGCGGGCUCUUGUUGGUUCUUUCAAGUAUCCUUGAGUUCGUUCUCGGGAACACAUUUUCUUCGGUUGUUUUUGGCCACUUGGGUGGCUUUUGUCUGGCCUUCGGCGCGAGUAUGACUCCAGCCUUCAAUUCUGCCGCCCCCUAUUCGCCCAAUGGAACCGAUACUCUAGCAGGUCUUCACAGCCCUGGCUUUGUGAAUACAUUUGCCGCUUAUUGGAAGUUGGGGCUAGAGGAUGCUGUGACAGGUAACCGGCUGACUGUGGGAGCCGGGGCCGCUCUAUUCGUGGCAACCAUGCUAGGGUUUUACCUGUUAACCGCUCAGUUACUUGAUUCUGUUGGAUUUCCUCUGUCCUUGCCUAUUGGCGACUUGAGUGGAGUUUGGAACCGCCGUAACCUUAACGGACAUCAAUUUUCCGAUCCGGAGCUGGCUUCAAGUUCCGAAAUCAAUGGCAAGCUUUAA
Molecule: messenger RNA, 753 nt
Organism: Penicillium angulare
Lineage: Eukaryota; Fungi; Ascomycota; Eurotiomycetes; Eurotiales; Aspergillaceae
Exons: 8
Coding region: 1-753 (250 amino acids)
Cellular component (GO): plasma membrane
Molecular function (GO): acetate transmembrane transporter activity
Source: RefSeq, a predicted model, not a curated record